This is a messenger RNA of Miscanthus lutarioriparius, 384 nucleotides long. The record is from the annotation of a GenBank genome assembly. NCBI's taxonomy places the organism in Eukaryota, Viridiplantae, Streptophyta, Magnoliopsida, Poales, Poaceae.
AUGGAGUCCGCGGUGAACCCGAAGGCGUACCCGCUGGCUGAUGCGCAGUUGACGAUGGGUAUCCUCGAUAUCAUCCAGCAGGCCGCCAACUACAAGCAGCUCAAGAAGGGAGCUAACGAAGCGACCAAGACCCUGAACAGGGGGAUAUCGGAGUUCGUAGUGAUGGCGGCGGACACGGAGCCGCUCGAGAUCCUGCUCCACCUCCCCUUGCUAGCUGAGGAUAAGAACGUGCCAUAUGUAUUUGUUCCAUCGAAACAAGCUCUUGGCCGUGCUUGUGGCGUGACUAGGCCAGUCAUUGCUUGCUCAGUGACCAGCAAUGAGGGUAGCCAGCUGAAACAACAGAUACAGGGUCUCAAGGACUCUAUUGAGAAGCUUCUCAUCUGA